AGCUAAGGCAGAGGCUGACUUUCAGGUUGGGGUUUAUUUAUUUAUCUGAAUUUAGUUUCUGGAUUCCGGUCUCCCCGACAAACCUACAGACGCAAGUCAGACCCAGACUUCCUAAGAGCUGGUUUUCCCUCACAUGGUCUCUCUGUAAACACGCUCUGCCCUGUGCGUGACUUUACACAGCUGCUCUCUGUGUGUGCAGCCAUCAGCGCACGGAGCCGCGCCGCACCCCCGGCUGCAGCGGUCACCCGCCGUCUUUCUCUCGCGCACGGGAGGCGCAGGGGAAGUGCGGGGCCUGGUGCGGCGGCGCUGCCUGAGCCCCAUGGCGGAGCUCCCACGGGCUGCGGCGGGCUCGGGCCCGGCCGGAGGCGGCAGGCUCGGGCUCCAGGCGAUCACGGCCCCGGAUCCCCGGCCUGCGCGGAGUGGAAAGGUAGAAGGCCAGCAGAAUGGUGAAACAGUCCCAGCUGAGCAAGCAAACACUUCAGAUGACACAGUUACGGGUGCUGGGAGUCUUCAGAAUGAUCAGAUAGUUCAGAAAAUAGAGGAAGUACUGUCUGGGGCCCUUGAUACAGAGCUACAGUGUAAAUCAGGUGUGGAGGAAGAUUCAGUGAAAAAUAGCUCUUCAUCUACAAAAAGAGGCCCUACUGACGAAGUAGAAGAUGAAAUUCCAAGAAAAAAAUCAAAAAAGAACAAGAAACACAAAAGCAAGAAGAAGAAGAAGAAAAAGAAGAAGAAAAGGAAGAAAGAAAAAAAACAUAAAAAGCAGCCAAAGGAAUCAAAAUUAAGUGCACAGUAUGGAGAGCAUGCAGAUUUACAACCUGCUUCUCACUCAAAGACAGAAAAAUUGGGCUCAAAGUUGAUCACACAGCAUGGAGGGCAUGCAGAUUCAGAUCUUGCUGGUCAAAUGCAGCCAGAAGAAUUGGGCACAAAAUUGAGUGCAGAGUACAUGGGGCAUUCAAUUAAAAGACUCACACCUCAUUUGCUAUCAGAUUCUGAAUCAUCUGUGGAAAAACUUGGGAGUGAAAAAACAAACUUGGCCUUGACUGAUAUACACAGUUCAGAAACCAGCAAAUUGGAUACCCAGGAAGAAAAUACUAGUACAAUGAAAAUUCAAGAGCAAGCUAAAGUAAAAUUAUUGGUGAAUAAGACUCAUGAAAGUAUAUAUCAUAUAGCUAUUAAUAUGAAUGCAAAGGGUGGACCUUUACCAGUUAAAGACACUGAAAAUGGUACUGUGUCUACCAACAGAACUGGAGUUGCUGGUAAAUCUGAAAUUGAAAAGGAUUUGGAAGCUAUUCCAGCCUCUGAGAUAACAGAAGAACUAAAAGAUUCAGAAGCUACUCUGAAAUCGAUGGGCAUGGUGGAGGUGAAAGAAUUAGAAACAACCUUAGAAUCUGAGGCCAUGGCAAAGAUUAAAUUUUCAGAAGCAAUUCUAAAAUCUCUGACUAUGGCGACUUCAGAGGGUUUGGAUGCCCCUCUAGAAUCUGUGGCCAUAGCAGAGGUGAAAGCAACUCUAGAAUCUGUGGCUGUGACAAAUGAUUUGGUAGAAACUCCAACAUCUGUAGUUGUAAUGGAGACGAAAGCUUUGGAAGGAACCGCAGAAUCUGUUGUCAUGACAGAUAUGAAAGGUUUGGAAGCCACUCUAGAAACUGUGGGUGUGUCAGAGGCAAAAAGUUUGGAAGGCGGGCUUGAAUUUGUGACUGUGCCAGAUGAUUUGGUAGCAACUUCAAAAUCUGUGGCUAAGGCAGAGGUGAAUGGUUUGGAAGCAAUACCAAAAUCUGCAUCUAUGGGGGAGGUGAAAGGUUCAGAACCUGUUGUGAAUGCAAAAGAUUUGGAAGCAGCUCUAAAACCUGCAAUGGAGAGGAAAGAUUUGGAAAUAACUCCAGAAUCUCUACACAUGGAGGAGGUGAAAGGUGCAGAAGGAGCCCUAGAAUCUGUGGCUAUGGCAAUAGAUUUGGAAGGAACCCUCAAACCUGCUCCUCUGGCAGAGGCAAAAGAUUCAGAUGCACCAUCACUGUCUCCGCAAAUAGAAGAUAUGAAAGAGUCAAAAGGAUUCCUAGAAUCUGUGGCCAUGGCAAAAGGUCCAGAAACAAUCCUAGACCCUGCAGGGGUGACAGAGGUGAAAGAUUUGCAAGAAAUUCCAGAAUCGCUGCACAUACAGGAUAUGGAAGCUUUGGAAGCAUCCUUAGAACCUGUGGUCAUGACAACAGGUCUGGAAGUGGCUCUAGAACAUGUGGCUGUGGCGAAAGGUGCAACUCCACUUUCUAUGCAAAUGGAAAAAGUGAAAGAUUUGGAAGGAGCCCUAGUAGAAUCUGUGGCAGUGGCAAAAGGUUCAGAAGCAGCCCUAGAACAUGUUGUCUUGGCAGAGAAUAAAGGUGUGGAACCAACUUCACUAUCUCUGCAAAUGGAAGAUGUGAAAGAUUCGGAAGGAGCUCUAGAAUCUGUUGCCAUGGAAGAAGGCUCAGAAGCAACCCAAGAACCAGUGACAGAGGCAAAAGACUUGGAAGCAAUCUUAGAAUCUGUCUCGGAGGUGAAAGGUUCAGAACCAGCACCUCUGUCUCUGCAGAUGGAAGAUGUGAAAGGUUCAGAAGGAGGUGUAAAAUCUUUGGCCAUGGCAAAAGGUUCAAAACCAACCCUAAAAGCUGUGGCUGUGGGGGAGGGAAGAGGUUCAGAAGCAACUCUGCUGUCUCUGGAAAUGGAGAAUGUGAAAGAUUCAGAAGGAGCCCUAGAAUCUGAGGCCGCGGCAAAAGAUUUAGAGGCAACUCUAGAACCGGUGGCAGAGGUGAAAGAUUCGGAAGCAAUGCUUCGGUCUCUGCAAAUGGAAGAUGUGAAAGAAUUAGAAGGAACCCUAGAAUCUGUCAUGGCGGCAAAAAGUUCGGAAGAAACCCUAGGGCCUGUGGCCAGGGUGGAGGAGAAAAGUGCAGAAACACCUCCACUAUCUCUGCAAAUAGAAGAUGUGACAGAAUCAGAAGGAGUCCUAGAAUCUAUGUCUGUGGUGAAGUUGAAGGCUUUGGAAGCAGCCUUUGAGUCCGUAGUCAUGGUAGAGGUGAAGGAUUUAAAUAAACUUGUACAAGCUGAGUCUGAGGUCACAACUCAGUUUAAAGAUUUGGAAGCAAUUCCCAAAUUUCUGUGCAUGGAGGGAGAUUUGGUAAUAACUCCAGAAUCUGAGACAACAUCAGAAGUGAAAAACAUGGAAAUAGUUGGACAAUCUGAAUCACUGGCAGAAGUGAAAGAUUUGGAAACCACCCCAGAAUCUGAAGCAGUGGCAGAGUCAAAGGAUUCAGAAACAACUACAGAAACUCAGGUGCUGAUGGAAGUGAAAGAUUUGAAAACAAUUCCACAAUCCCAAGUCAUGACAGAAGUAAGUGACUUGAAAAUAUCUCCACAUACUGAGGUGGAGGUGAUGAAAGGUUUUGAAACAGCUACAAAGUCUGAUGCCACUAUAAUAGAGAUGGAAGAUUCUGAAUCAACUCUGGAAUCUAGGGCAGUAGUGGAAGUGAAAGAUCCGGAAGCCACACCGGAAUCUGAGGCAAUGACUGGCAUAAAAUAUUCUAAAAAAUGUCUAGAAUCUGAGGCCAAGGCAGAGUUGAAACAUUCAGAAGCUACCCCAGAAUCUUUACACCUUACAGACUUGAAAGAUUCUGGAAAAACUCCGGGACCUGAGAUGAUGAUGCAAAUUAAAGAUUCAAAAACAAUUCAAAAAUCGGAGCCCGUCACUCUGGUGAAAGAUUCUGAAGCUAGUCGAGAAUUGCUGCAUAUAGUGGUAAAAGAUUUGCAAUCAACUCUAGAACCUGAGACUGUGACAGUGGUGAAAGAUUUGAAGGAAACUCUAGAGUGUGAGAUGGUGGUGGCGAAAGAUUUGGAAACAACCCUAAAAUCUGAAGUAGUCAUGGAUGUAAAGCAUUCUAAGGCUGCUCCAGAAUCUUUGUAUAAAGCAAAGGUAAAGGAUUCAGAAGCAGUUCCAGAAUCUCUCUGCUCAUCGAAGGUGAAAGUUGCAGAACCUGCUCUAGAAUUGGAGGCGGCAGCAAAAGUGAAAGAUUUGAAAGAAACCCUAGAAUCUAAGGUCAUGGUAGAUGUGAAAGAUUUGGAAGCUGCUUCAGAAUCUGUGGUCAGGAUGAAGGUAAAAGAUUUGGAAGAAAUUCCAGAACAUUGGCAGCCAGUGGAUGUGAAAAUUUUGGAAGCAUCUCUGGAAUCUGAGGAAACAGAAGAAGUAAAAUAUUCAGAAGCAACUCCAGAAGCGCAGGUGUUGACAGAGACGAAAGAUUUGGAAGAAACUCUGGAAACUCUGUACACUGCAGAGGUGGAGGAGUUGGAAAAAAUUACAGAAUCUAUGCCAAUGGUAGAGGUGAAAGAAUCUGAGGCUGUGACGGAUCUGAAAUUCUCAGCAACAACUCUAAAAUCUGAUAAAACAGUGGAGGUGAAAAUUUUGGAAGAUACACCAGAAUCUUUGACAGUGGAAAAGAUACAAAAUUCAAAAGCAUAUGUAGAAUCUCUGCACACUGAGGAAAUGAAAGAUUUGGAAGCAGAUCUAGAAGCUGAGGCUGCAACAGAUCUGAAGGAUUUGGAAGAAACUUCAGGCACUGUGCAGGUGAAAUAUUCAGAAGCAGUUUUGAAAUCUGUGGGCAUAGCAGAGAGAAAACAUUUGGAAACAACUGUAGAAAGUCCUAAUGCAGUGCUAGAUUUGGAAACAGUUUUAGAAUCUCAGCACAUUGUGGAUCUGAAAUUUCCGGAAACUCCUGAGAUUCCUGAGUUAACAGUGGAGGUGAAAGAUUCUGAAGCAGCUCUAGAAUCUGAGGCUAUUACAGAGGUAUUGCGACCUAUUCCAGAGUCUGUGGCCACGGUGGAGGUGAAAGAUUUGAAAGCAGUUCCAGAUUCUCUUCACACAGUAAACAUGAAUAACUUGGAAGCAACUCCAGAAUUGGCGGCAGCUGCAAAGGUGAAAGACUUGGAAGCAGUUCCAGAAUCUGUGGUGGCAGUAGCAGAGGUGAAGGAUUUACAAGCAGCUCCAGAAUCGGCAGCAGUGGCGAAAGAUUUGGAAGCAGCUCCAGAAUAUGUGGUGAUGCUGGCAGAGGUGAAAGAUUCAGAAGUAGUUCCAGAUUCUCUGCAUACCAUAGAUGUGAAAGAUUCUAAAACAAUUCCAGAAUCUGUGGUGGUGGUUUCAGAGGCGAAGGAUUCAGAAGCCGCUCCAGAAUCUGUGGCGGCAGUGGCAGAGUUGAAAUACUCAGAAACAAGUCCAGAAUCUGUGGUGGUGACUGCAGAAAUGAAAGAUUUAGAAGCAGCUCUGAAAUCUGUGAUGGUGGCAGAGAUGAAGGAUUUGAGAGCAGCUCCAAAAUCUUUGGCUGUAGAGGUGACAGAUUUGGAACCAGCGCCAGAUAUUCUGCGUCCUGUAGAUGUGAAAGAUUCUGGAUCAACUACAGAAUCUGUGAUAGCAGCUGAAGAGGUGACAGAUUUGGAAGCAGCUCCAGAUUUUCUGCACACUGAAGAUGUGAAAGAUUCUGAAAGAACUCCACUAUCUGUGGUAGUGGCUGCAGAGGUGAAAGAUUCAGAAGCUGCUCCAGAAUCUGUUGUGACAGUGGCAGAGUUGAAAUACUCAGAAACAAGUCCGGAAUCUGUGGUGGCUACUGCAGAAAUGAAAGAUUUAGAAGCCGUUCUGGAAUCUGUGGCAAUGGCAGAGGUGAAGGAUUUGCAGGCUGCUACAGAUGCUGUAGUGGUGGUGGCAGAGGUGAAAGAUUUGAAAGCUGUUCCAGUUUCUCUGGUGGCGGUGGCAGACGUAGAAGAGUCAGAAGGCACUCCAAAAUCUGUGGGGGUGGCUGCAGAGAUGAAAGAUUUGGAAGCAGCUCCAGAAUCUGUGGUGACCAUGGCAGAGGUGAAAAAUUUGGAAGCACCUCCAGAUUCUUGGUAUACAGUGUACGUUAAAGAUCCAGAAACAACUCAAGAAUCUGUGGCAGUGACAGCAGAGGUGAAGGAUUCAGAAGCAACUCCAGCAUUUGGGGCGAUGGCGGCAGAGGCGAAAGAUUCAGAAGCAGCUUCAGAAUCUGUGGCAGUAGCGGCAGAGGUGAAGGAUUUGCAAGCUGCUCCAGAUUCUCUGGUGGCAGUGGCAGAGGUAGAAGAUUCAGAAGCAGCUAGUGUUUCUCUGCAUACUUUAGGUGUGAAUGAUUCAGAAGCAGCUCCAGAAUCUGUGGUGGCUAUGGCAGAGGUGAAAAAUUUGGAAACAUCUCCAGAUUCUCUGUAUACACUGUAUGUUAAAGAUUCAGAAACUACUCAAGAAUCUGUGACAGUGACAGCAGAGGUGAAUGAUUCGGAAGCAACUCCAGCAUUUGGGCCAGUGGCGGAAGAGGUGAAAGAUUUGGGAGUGGCUCCAGUAUCGGUGGUGGCUGUGGCAGCGGUGGAAGUUUCGGGAGUGGCUCCGGAAUUGGUGGUGGUUGUGGCAGAGGCAAAAGAUUCCGAAGCGGCUCCAGGAUCUGUGGCAGAAGUGAAGAAUGAUGAUCUUUUUAAAAAAAAGAAAGCACAUGAAAAAAGUAACAAGAGUAGUGAUAAACAUAAACAAGAUGCAAAGAAAUUAAAAAGGAGUAAAUCUAAAUCUCUUUCACGAUCCAGGAAGCGGAAAAAAAAGUCCAGGUCACGUUCUGUUUCUAAACAUUUGAAAUAUAAAAGAGCAAGGUCUAGGAGCAGAAACUACUCAGAUUCCAGAAAGAACCAUUCCACAUCUUAUGACAAGUCUAGAUCCAGAUCUGUGGAAAAAAGAGGGGGCAAAGACUCUUCCUGGAGGUCCAGACGCAGGCGCUCCAGGUCCUCUGAUGGUCUCAAGUCAAGAUCCAGAUCCAUUGAUAAAAGGGAAGGCAAAGACUCUUCCUGGAGGUCUAGACGCAGGCGCUCCAGGUCCUCUGAUCGUCUCAAGUCUAAAUCCAGAUCUGUUGAAAAAAGAGAGGGCAAAGAUUCUUCACGGAGGUCUAGACGCAGACGCUCCAGGUCCUCUGAUCGCCUCAAGUCUAGAUCCCGAUCUGUUGAAAAAAGAGAGCGCAAAGAUUCUUCAGGGAGGUCUAGACGCAGACGCUCCAAGUCCUUGGAUCGUCUCAAGUCUAGAUCCAGAUCUGUUGAGAAAAAAGGGCGCAAAGACUCUUCCUGGAGGUCCAGACGCAGACGCUCCAAGUCCUCUGAUCGUCUCAAGUCUAGAUCCAGAUCUGUUGAAAAAAGAGAGCGCAAAGAGUCUUCACGGAGGUCUAGGCGCAGACGCUCCAAAUCCUCUGAUCGUUUCAAGUCCAGAUCCAGAUCCAGAUCUUUUGAAAAAAGAGGUGGCAAAGAAUCUUCCUGGUGGUCCAGACGCAGACGCUCCAAGUCCUCUGAUCGUUUCAAGUCCAGAUCCAGAUCCAGAUCGGUUGAAAAAAGAGGUGGCAAAGAAUCUUCCUGGAGGUCUAGACGCAGACGCUCCAAAUCCUCUGAUCGUCUCAAAUCAAAAUCCAGAUCCAGAUCUGUUGAAAAAAGAGGUGGCAAAGAAUCUUCCUGGAGGUCUAGACGCAGACGCUCCAAGUCCUCUGAUCGUCUCAAAUCAAAAUCCAGAUCCAGAUCUGUUGAAAAAAGAGGUGGCAAAGAAUCUUCCUGGAGGUCCAGACGCAGACGCUCGAAAUCCUCUGAUCGUCUCAAGUCAAGAUCGAGAUCUGUUGAAAAAAGAGGGGGCAGGGACUCUUCAUGGCGGUCUAAACGUAGACGUUCCAAGUCCUCGGAUCGUCUCAAAUCUAGAUCCAAAUCUGUUGAAAAAAGAGGGGGCAGAGACUCUUCACGGAGGUCUAAACGUAGACGCUCCAAAUCCACCGAUCAUCGCAAAUCUAGAUCCAAAUCUGUUGAAAAAAUAGGUAGUAAAGAGUCUUCACGGAAGUCUAAACGUAGACGUUCCAAGUCCUCUGAUCGUCUCAAAUCUAGAUCCAAAUCUAUUGAAAAACUAGGAAGCAAAGAGUCUUCAUGGAGGUCCAGACGCAGAUGCUCGAAAUCCUUUGAUGGUCUAAAGUCUAGAUCUAGAUCCAAAUCUGUUGGAAAAAGACAGAGCAAGGAGUCUUCACAGAGAUCUAGAAGUAAACACUCCAAGUCUUUUGAACAUCACAAAUCUAGAUCCAAAUCUGUUGAAAGAAUAGAGGUACAGGAACCUUCACAGAGAUCUCGAAGUAGCCGCUCCAAGUCUUCUGAAUGUAACAAAUCUAGAUCCAAAUCUGUUGAAGAAAUAGAGGCUCAGGAGCCUUCACUGAGGUCUCGAAGUAGCCACUCCAAGUCUUCUGAAUGUCAUAUGUAUAGAUCCAAAUCUGUUGACGAAAUAGUGGUUCAGGAGCCUUCACAGAGGUUUCGAAGUAGCCGCUCCAAGUCCUUGGAACAUCAACAAUCUAGAUCCAAAUCUGUUGAAGAAAUAGAGGGCAAAGAAUUGUCACAGAGGUCUCAAAGUAACCGCUUCAAGUUUUCUGAAUGUCACGAGUCCAGAUCAAAAUCUGUUGAAGAAAUAAUGGUUCAAGAGCCCGCACAGAGGUCUCGAAGUAGCCGCUCCAAGUCUUCUGAGCCUCACAAGUCCAGAUCCACAUCUGUUGAAGAAAUAGAGGCUCAGGAGCCUUCACUGAGGUCUCGAAGUAGCCGCUCCAAGUCUUCUGAACGUCGCACGUCUAGAUCCAAAUCAGUUGAAGAAAUAGAGGUGCAGGAGCCUUUACAGAGGUCUCGAAGUAGCCGCUCCAAAUCUUCUGAACAUCUCCAGUCCAGAUCCAAAUCAGUUGAAGAAAUAGAGGUGCAGGAGCCUUUACAGAGGUCUCAAAGUAGCCGCUCCAAGUCUUCUGAACGUGUCACGUCUAAAUCCAAAUCUGUUGAAGAAAUAGAAGCUCAGGAGCCUGCAGAGAGGUCUCAAAGGAGCCGCUCUGAGUCUUUGGAACGUCAAAUGUCUAGAUCCAAAUCUGUUGAAAAAGUAGAAUGCAAAGAUUCUUCACAGAGGUCUCGAAGUAGCCGCUCCAAAUCUUCUGAACGUCACACAUCCAGAUCCAAAUCUGUUGAAGAAAUAGAGGUUGAGGAGCCUUCACAGAGGUCUCGAAGCAGCCGCCCGGAGUUCUUGGAACGUCAAAAGUCUAGAUCCAAAUCUGUUGAAAAAGUAGAGGGCAAAGAUUCUUCACCGAUGGCUCGUCUUAGCCGCUCCAAGUCUUCUGAACGUGUCACGUCUAAAUCCAAAUCUGUUGAAGAAAUAGAAGCUCAGGAGCCUGCAGAGAGGUCUCAAAGGAGCCGCUCUGAGUCUUUGGAACGUCAAAUGUCUAGAUCCAAAUCUGUUGAAAAAGUAGAAUGCAAAGAUUCUUCACAGAGGUCUCGAAGUAGCCGCUCCAAGUCUUCUGAACGUGUCACGUCUAAAUCCAAAUCUGUUGAAGAAAUAGAAGCUCAGGAGCCUGCAGCGAGGUCUCAAAGCAGCCGCUCUGAGUCUUUGGAACGUCAAAUGUCUAGAUCCAAAUCUGUUGAAAAAGUAGAAUGCAAAGAUUCUUCACAGAGGUCUCGAAGCAGCCGCCCGGAGUCCUUGGAACGUCACAAGUCCAGAUCCAAAUCUGAUGAAGAAAUGGAGGUUCAGGAGCUUUCACUUAGGUCUCGAAGUAGCCGCUCCAAGUCUUCUGAACGUGUCACGUCUAAAUCCAAAUCUGUUGAAGAAAUAGAAGCUCAGGAGCCUGUAGAGAGGUCUCAAAGCAGCUGCUCUGAGUCUUUGGAACGUCAAAUGUCUAGAUCCAAAUCUGUUGAAAAAGUAGAAUGCAAAGAUUCUUCACAGAGGUCUCGAAGUAGCCGCUCCAAGUCUUCUGAACGUCACACAUCCAGAUCCAAAUCUGUUGAAGAAAUAGAGGUUGCGGAGCCUUCACAGAGGUCUCGAAGUAGCCGCUCCAAGUCUUCUGAACGUCACAAGUCCAGAUCCAAAUCUGAUGAAGAAAUGGAGGUUCAGGAGCUUUCACAGAGGUCUCGAAGUAGCCGCUCCAAGUCUUCUGAACGUGUCAAGUCCAGAUCCAAAUCUGUUGAAGAAAUAGAGGUUGCGGAGCCUUCACAGAGGUCUCGAAGUAGCCGCUCCAAGUCUUCUGAACGUCACAAGUCCAGAUCCAACUCUGUUGAAGAAAUAGAGGUUCAGGAGCCUUUACAGAGGUCUCGAAGUAGCUGCUCCAAGUCUCCUGAACUUCAAAAGUCCAGAUCCAAAUCUGUUGAAAAAAUAAAGGGCAAAGAUUCUUCGCAGAGGUCUCGGAGUAGCCGCUCCAAAUCUCCUGAACUUCAGAAGUCUAGAUCCAAAUCUGUUGAAAAAAUAAAGGGCAAAGAUUCUUCACAGAGGUCUCGGAGUAGCCGCUCCAAAUCUCCUGAACUUCAAAAGUCUAGAUCGAAAUCUGUUGAAAAAACAAAGGGCAAAGCGUCUUCACAAAGGUCUAGAAGAAAACGCUCCAAAUCUUCUGAACGUCACAAGUCUAGAUCCAAAUCAGUUGAAAAAGUAGAGGGCAAAGAGUCUUCACAGAGGUCUAGAAGUAAGCGUUCUAAAUCCUCUGAGCGCAAACCACAAAAACAUGAUAGUGAAUCGCGGUCUAGACGAAAUCGGUCUCGGUCAGUAACACGUAAAAGACUGUCAAAAUCUAAAUCUAAUCAUCGAUCUCGGACACGCUCUCUAUCACGUUCAAGACACAGAAGGAGGACUCGGUCAAGAUCAGUGUCGAAAAGGAGACGGUCUUUAUCAAGAGAGAGACACAAAAGAUCUCAAAGGAAUAGAUCAAGGUCUGCUGAUAGAAGAAGAAGAAGAUCAAACUCUAGGGAUCACCGAAUAGUGCUCAGGUUACGGACCAGAAGUCGAACACCUAUUCGACGAAAACGGUCUAGGUCAGUGGGAAGAAGACGAAGCUCUAGCAAAUCACCAGUUCGACUAAGACGAUCAAGAUCACCUGGGAGAAGAAGAUGCUAUAGCAGAUCACCUGACCGUCAGAGAAGGUCCAGAUCAUCCGAUAAGUUUUCAAGCAGAUCACCUAAACGUCUUACAGACUUAGACAAGGCCCAGCUACUUGAAAUAGCCAAAGCUAAUGCAGCUGCCAUGUGUGCUAAGGCUGGUGUCCCCUUACCACCAAGCCUACUGCCUAUUAUAGCUCCAGCAAAGAAGGAGGAGAAAGUUACUCAGAAGUCAGCAAGAGAUACAAUAAAGGAGCUCACUGAGAAAUGCAAGAAGAUUGCACAAAGCACAGAUGACGUGAUCGUGAACAAGCCUCAUGAUUCUGAUGAAGAGGAGGAAGAACGCCCUUUCUACAAUCAUCCUUUUAAACUCAAUGAACCUAAACCCAUUUUUUUCAACUUAAAUACCACUCCUAUCGUAAAACCAGCACCAAAAAAUCAGGUAACUUUGACAAAGGAGUUCCCUGUCUCAUCUGGGUCUCAACACAGGAAAAAGGAAGCUGACAGUGUCUAUGGAGAAUGGGUUCCAGUUGAGAAAAACAAAGAAGAAAGCAAAGAUGAUGUUUUCCCCAAACCAGCUCUUGCACAGACUGUGGACAUCUCUACAGCAAUGAAUGAACGAACAAUGGCUCAGAAGAGGCUUACAGAAAAUACAUUUGACUUAGAGGCCAUGUGCUUGUUAAAUCGUGCACAGGAACAGAUUGAUGCUUGGGCGCAGUCAAACUCUCUGCCGGGCCAAUUCACAGGAAGUACUGGAGCACAGAUUUUGUCCUCAGAUGAGUUGUCCAACAGUGGUCCCCAAGCAUGGAUUAGAAAGGAUCAGUUCUUAAGAGCAGCCCCUGUAACUGGAGGAAUGGGAGCCCAACUGAUGAGAAAAAUGGGCUGGAGAGAAGGAGAGGGAUUAGGAAAAAACAGAGAAGGAACUGUGGAGCCUAUCCUAGUGGAUUUUAAGACAGAUCGAAAAGGCCUUGUUGCAGUGGGAGAAAAGACACAAAAGAGAUCGGGACACUUUAGUGUAAUGAAGGAUCUUUCAGGUAAACAUCCAGUUUCUGCAUUGAUGGAGAUAUGUAAUAAAAGAAGAUGGUCACCACCUGUAUUCGUAUUGGUGGAUGAUAGUGGGCCUGAUCAUCGCAAACAUUUUAUCUUCAAGGUGAUGGUCAACGGGCAUGAAUACAGGCCUAGCUUUCCCAGCCUUAAUAAGAAGCAUGCUAAAGCCACAGCAGCAACUGCGGCUCUCCAAGCGAUGGGACUUGUACCAAAGGAAAGCAUGCCCAAUGCCACCAUCUUCAGGAGUGCCUCACACCGCUAGAUAUUGUUUUUUAUAUUGACAUUAUUUCAGAUAAUUUUAUUCUGCACAAGAAAGGUAUUUCCCCGUUUCAUGUUGUAAAUACAUUGGUGAUUCCCACAUUGUAAAAACUGUACAGACACCUUCAGGAUUUUCUUUUGUACCAUCAAAAAUGUAUUUAAAUCAUACUUAGUUUUUGGUAUGUUUAUAUUGUUUACAUUAGUGAUGUAAUUAUUUCUUAAAUGACUAAAUUCAACAGGCAGACUCUGGAGGGCAUCAGUAAUCUAAACCCUUGUUUUAAAACUCAUGCAAUUUCUCUUUGAACCUCAUGCAAGUUUCUCUUCAAUAUGGAAUGUUAACACUUUCAUACUCUUUUGUACUAUAAUGCAGUUUUCCCUGGUCUUGGUAAAGCUACUGUUGUAGUACUUUUGCCUAUAGCCAGUACAAGGCUGCACAGCUUAUCAUAGUCUAGAAAAAGGCUGGUAUGUACUGCUGGACAGAUACUGGGCCAGUAAUGUUACCCCCUCCAAGAAGGUAGGUAAAUUGUGGCACUGUUGUACAAUGCUAACAUUACCACUUCUGUCUUGUUUGGGGUUUAAGUCAAUGGUGUACUGCAACUGGCCAUAUUGCUUACUUUUUAAAACUAAAAAGAAUAGGCAAAUGACCUGGUUUAAAUGGGAGGGAAGAAAGUCCAGCGAUGAAAUUGAUGAGAAUUGCAGUGUAAAAGUGUCUCUCCCCUGCAUGUCCUGGUAAGGAGAUAUGAAAUUGUCUAUUCCAAUCUCAAAUUAACACACUGCCUGAUGUUGAUUGUAUGAAUUUGUGGUUAAUGUGAAUUUUAAGCUAUAACAAAUCUACAACUGGAUGGGGGGGUAGAAUGAUGCUUCAAUUGUUGUACCCAACUCAGUCAAUAAAGCCGCACAAGUUCAUAAUCUUAAUCAUUGGUCAGUAAACAGUAAUUAAGAUCUGUGCCAAAGCAGUAAUGUAGAGAGUAUGUAUCAGAGGGGGAGCAAUAGUGAAAUGUUUUCAGUUGUUUAUAAAGUUACCAAGCUAA
Messenger RNA from Chrysemys picta bellii (western painted turtle), 13235 nucleotides. The record is from RefSeq and is a predicted model, not a curated record. Lineage: Eukaryota; Metazoa; Chordata; Testudines; Emydidae.